CUCAGAAACCAGACCCCCACUUCACCCACUCAACAAUGGCAAACAUCUUUUGGAAAAACCUUCACCUCUGCUUCCCAUCAAAGCUCAAACCAUUAGAAUCUGAAUCUUCUCAAUCUCUCAUUCCACCUCUCUCAAACCAAGAUUCUCAUAGUUACACCCAUCCAUCUUCAGUGGCAGCGGCGGCGUUUCCAAUCAAGAACUUCAACUCCCUCUAUGACUUCUCCUCUUCUGCCUCCACCUCCAAGUCCAUCAUCACACACUCCACCGACAGGUCAGACAUAGACACCGACUCCGAGAGCGACUCUCCCCCAGAUUUCGCCACCCUUUUCGCCUCCCAGCGCUUCUUCUUCUCCUCCCCUGGCCUCUCCAACUCCAUCGUUGAGUCUCCAGACACCAAACCUCGGGACUCCAUCGAGAUACCACCGCUCAACGGAGGCGUGGCAGUCAAGAAAUUCUCACCGGAUCCAUAUAGAGAUUUCCGGUGUUCGAUGCAGGAAAUGAUUGAAUCUAGAAAUGUAAAGGACGUCAGUAGCGACUGGGAGUUUCUUCACGAACUGCUGUUCUGUUACCUUACCUUAAACCCAAAGCAGACCCACAAAUUCAUCAUCAGCGCUUUCGCCGAUAUCAUAAUUAGCUUAUUCUCUUCGUCAGAUCCAGAUAGUCUCCGAAGACCAGAAAGCUACCUUGAUGAUACAAAUUAGAGUCUGUUGUUUUACAGUUCGGAACGUUAUGUUGGGAAAUAUAAAUUAACUCCCUUUGUUUAUCUGUUUUGGGUGUUGCAUGGAGUUGCUUUUGCGUCUUUGGUCGAAGAAGGAUGUUGGAUAAAUCAUAGAAGAAGACAAUUUAUGUAAUUGAUAAUUGCGAAAGCAAGAGAGAAGGCAUGAGAGAUGCUAAUGGCUUCAGUAAUGUCUCCAUAUAUUCAUGUGUUGCUGUGGAUUUUUUUUUUUUUUUUAUGCAAUCAAUUUCAUGACAUGUAAAAUCUGUAGCUUAGUCACUUCAGAGAAAGGGAUUUGCAACAUUGUAAUUUGUAAAAUGCGCCUGUGUUAAUUGGCAAUGGUAUGUUUGUUUGUCCUUGUGUUUCUUGUGGUCCUCCUUACAGCUAUCCCAAUUUUGGUCAGGAAUGAGGAAUAAUAAUCAUUAGGCUGAAUU
Messenger RNA from Rubroshorea leprosula, 1149 nucleotides. NCBI's taxonomy places the organism in Eukaryota, Viridiplantae, Streptophyta, Magnoliopsida, Malvales, Dipterocarpaceae. The record is from the annotation of a GenBank genome assembly.